GCGCCGCCGGCCUCCGGGCCCGGUCCCCGCUCUGCGCGUAACGAUGUGCUCUCCCCGCCCUUGCGCCCGCAGCAGUACAGCCGGCUCAAUUCCUCCAGCCAAACCAACAGCCUCAAGGAUCUGCUGCAGAGCAAGAUUGAUGACCUGGAGCGGCAGGUGCUGUCUCGGGUGAACAGCCUAGAGGAGGGCAAGGGAGGGCCCAAGAACGACACCGAGGAGAGGAUCAAGAUUGAGAGCGCCCUGACCUCGCUGCACCAGCGCAUCAGCGAGCUCGAGAAAGGUCAGAAGGACAGUCGGCCUGGGGAUAAGUUCCAGCUUACGUUCCCCCUGCGGACCAACUACAUGUAUGCCAAGGUGAAGAAGAGCCUGCCCGAGAUGUACGCCUUCACUGUGUGCAUGUGGCUCAAGUCGAGCGCGGCGCCCGGCGUGGGCACCCCCUUCUCCUAUGCCGUGCCUGGCCAGGCCAACGAGCUGGUGCUCAUUGAGUGGGGCAACAACCCCAUGGAGAUCCUCAUCAACGACAAGGUGGCCAAACUGCCCUUUGUGAUCAAUGAUGGCAAGUGGCACCACAUCUGUGUCACCUGGACCACCCGGGAUGGGGUCUGGGAAGCCUACCAGGACGGCACCCAGGGUGGCAGUGGCGAGAACCUGGCGCCGUACCACCCCAUCAAGCCUCAGGGUGUGCUGGUGCUGGGCCAGGAGCAGGACACUCUGGGUGGCGGGUUUGAUGCCACCCAAGCGUUCGUGGGCGAGCUGGCCCAUUUCAACAUCUGGGACCGAAAGCUGACCCCGGGGGAGGUGUACAACCUGGCCACCUGCAGCGCUAAGGCCCUUUCAGGCAACGUCAUCACCUGGGCCGAGUCCCACAUUGAGAUCUUUGGCGGAGCCACUAAGUGGACAUUCGAAGCCUGUCGUCAGAUCAACUGA
Messenger RNA from Trichechus manatus latirostris (Florida manatee), 927 nucleotides. RefSeq names its product neuronal pentraxin 1 (gene NPTX1). The transcript has 4 exons. Lineage: Eukaryota; Metazoa; Chordata; Mammalia; Sirenia; Trichechidae. The record is from RefSeq and is a predicted model, not a curated record. Gene Ontology annotation, biological process: axonogenesis involved in innervation. The annotation marks the transcript as partial.